UUUGUUGUGCGAUUUGAUCAUAGGAACGUAAUCAAAAAUUACUGAAUCAAAGACGAUCGACAAGUCGCUAAGCUUAUAAGAACCAUAGAAGCCUCGCUGGGUGGCCGACGGUCAGUUAGUAAUAUUAAAGUUGUUUGUGAACCCAGCUGACGACUACAGUUCGUUGAAUUCGUUUCUCUGAGCGCCGCGCGCAAAUUACAACGGCAAUGAAACACCUCUCUUUCGGCAGAAUGUUUCGAUAUUUCUGCAUACUUAUUUUGCAAUGGCAUAUUUACGGCGCACAGGAUGCUAAUUCUACCAGUCCUGUGGCCAACAACACUUCAACCGCUUUGCUGUCCAAUACAUCGACAGCUGCCAUUUCUAUUCCAACAACUGCCAUACCACCGGUGCCCAUUCCACUUCUUAUUAGUCUUCCAAAUGUUACCAAUGGAUUCCUGAGUAUUCCUUGUGGAAAAGCAGUUGGUACUAUCGCCGAGGGCCGAGCAGGGCGUAUCCGUUUCACGCGUCGCGAUUUGUUAGACAAUCCUACCUUCUACGUCAGGCAUCUGGCAUGGGCCUCAUCAGAGUGCUCUGUAGCGCAGCUGAAACCUCAAAUUAAUUUAGAGGCAGCUGUAAAUUAUGUGGAGGUUUUGCUUAUUACGGCCAGAACCGUUAAUGCGACAACACCCAGUGACGAGACCAUUACAAUGAUAAACAGUUGCCCUACCUGUCCCGCAUUUAAUGGUUCCACUGCGUCGUUUUAUCCAGCGGGAGAACCGGUACCAUUGACCCGCGAUCCCAUAUCCUGGACGUCGUCCAAUGGCGACGACGAAGAAGACAUAACUUUCAUUCAAAGAGUCGUACGAUUUCAAUACACUUCGAACACCAACAUGACCGACGAAGCUUUAGACGAAGUGGUUUUCCAGCUGGAUUAUGUUGCAGCUAUCCGAUCUUGGAUGAGUACUGACGAUGUAAUGAUGCUUUACGCCAUCUACGAAUCGCGAGAUGCGGCUUACGGUUACUGCGACACGACAAAGCAGUUCCUUCAUUAUAAAUAUUGCACUGCCAUUCCACUGCGUCCACCUAGUGACACGACAGUCACGUGUCCGUCUACGCCUCUUUCAAUGAAUAUGUCGUCCCCGACGCUAAAUGCCACCAAUAAGCGAUGCUUAAGAGCAGGCGAAGCAUUGUUGCAAAUGGGGAUUAACCCCAGCAGGCAGCCUCCUGCGACGACGCCACGGAUAACCACCCCAAAGUCACUGCCACCCGUAACCAUUUAUAAUGGCGGGAACGGCGUGACCCCUGACACCUACUGGAACACAACGAGAAUUUUGGCGGUAGUGAUGGCCGUCAUUGGGAUAAUUUGUGCGACCUGUACGCUGAUUGGUCUGACUAUACGGUGCGUGGAGAAGCGCAAUGCACGGAAGGCGGUCCUGCGCAAUGCGGCCAUUGCCGAGCAAGAAGAGAUCAACGGUACUCCGUAUAUUCCCGCUCAACCGCGAUUGUUCGGAGCCAUGCCAUCGUCGGACAGUGUGCCGAUGACGGCAGACACCAGCUAUCAAAACUCGCCGUGUUUAGAUGGACGGAAGAACUCCGAUCAGUAUUCACGAUUUACGUAGUGAAAAUGGAUUGAAUGUUUUGUUUGAGCUAACGUACCUGCAAAUGAUUUACAAGUUGGAUUAAUCAUUAUUGCUUCGUUUGGAUGGAUAUCGAAUUUUAAUCUAAUACGUGAUAGUAUAAUAGAUAUUAAUACAAUUUUUAAAAAAAUUCAUUGAAAAUUAUAGUGGGUGGCUAACUUUUUAUGUAUAGAGUGAAUCACGGGACAAACAUGAUUAAAGCCACGAGUCACCUAUAA
This is a messenger RNA of Paramacrobiotus metropolitanus, 1834 nucleotides long. RefSeq lists its product as uncharacterized. The record is from RefSeq and is a predicted model, not a curated record. The transcript has 4 exons. Lineage: Eukaryota; Metazoa; Tardigrada; Eutardigrada; Parachela; Macrobiotidae. The coding region runs from base 207 to 1598 and encodes 463 amino acids.